Gastrolobium bilobum is the source of this 3098-nucleotide messenger RNA. Its product is annotated as transcription factor EMB1444-like. Lineage: Eukaryota; Viridiplantae; Streptophyta; Magnoliopsida; Fabales; Fabaceae. The transcript is spliced from 12 exons. Gene Ontology annotation, biological process: regulation of DNA-templated transcription. Bases 568 to 2781 code for a protein of 737 amino acids. The record is from RefSeq and is a predicted model, not a curated record. Gene Ontology annotation, molecular function: DNA-binding transcription factor activity; protein dimerization activity.
UGACAAAAACACACACUCUCUCUUCUGAAAGCAAGCAACAAAGAGAAACUGUUUCUCUCUCUCUCUCUCUCUAACCGUGAAAAAGAAAAAGAAGCAAAACAAGAAAUUCACUCAGACACACACAGUUUCAUUCUUUUAGCAACAUCCAUGUCUUCGGAUAUAGGCUAGAACAGCUGAGGUGCUUCCCUUCCCUGCAUGUUUCAUGAAAAUUUGCAACGUUCGUGUCAUGGGUUUGGUGGAUUCUGGUUUUGCAACAAUUGUCAAUCAUUUGAGAAACUUGUGAAGAAGAAAAGUUGGAAGCUUGGGUUGAAGUGGAAGAUGGUGGUGAUGGGUAGGGAUCGGUUGCUAUUGCAGACGGUUGGACCGCCAUUAAAACGGCGAGCAGGGAUGCGGAGGAAGCAGGCUGGAAGAGGGUCUUAUAGGGGAAGCUAAGGCAACGGUGGUGUUGUGGGAAUUGGAGGGUUUUUGUUGUUGUUGUUGUUGGUUUUUAUUUGGGAGGAGUGGUUAACAACCCUUUCUUCAGGGUGUUUAUGUUUUGAUUUUGUGAAGAAGAAGAAGAAGAAGAAGAUGAGUACCAACUUGCACCAACUACUUAGAAGCCUUUGUUUGGAUACUGAUUGGAAGUAUGCCAUCUUUUGGAAGCUCAAACAUUGUGCUCGGAUGACCUUGACAUGGGAGGAUGCUUACUAUGAUCAUCCUGAUAAUUAUGACUCUUUCAAAAAUAAGUGCUGCCAGAAGACCUUGGAGCAGAUUGGCAGUGGGGAUUUUUCGCAUGACCCUCUACGGUUAGCUGUGGCAAAGAUGUCAUAUCAUGUAUAUUCGUUAGGGGAAGGUAUUGUCGGACAGGUAGCUGUUACCGGAAAGCAUAGAUGGAUCUGUGCAGAUACUCAAGUUACAAGUUCUGGCCCAUCUUUUGAGUUUGCUGAUGGGUGGCAAUCUCAGUUUUCUGCUGGAAUUAGGACCAUUGUUGUUGUAGCGGUAGUCCCACUUGGAGUUGUUCAGCUUGGCUCUUUAAAUAAACAGGUUAUUGAAGAUAUAGGGGUUGUAACUCAUAUCAAAAGUCUUUUUUUGUCUACUCAAGAUUACACAAUAGGCUAUGUUCCUAGUCACGUACAAAAUAGUGUCAGGAAUUCAUCAUCUCUGGUAACCUUUGCCUCCACUUCUCUCUGUCUGGAUGUAUCCAUGAAAACUUUGUCGUCAGAAGUUAUGCCUACUUGCUUACAUGAUACAGAGAAAACCAUGACGAGUGAAACACUGGAUAUUUUAAUGCCCGUUCAAUUUUCUGGGAAGAACUAUCCACCUCAUGCUGUUUAUCAGAAAAUGACUGCUGAUGUGGCCAAGCAUGAGGGGCCGGAAUUUAACAGUGACAGAAGUUCCAUUUUGCUUCAGCCGAUGUCAAACAUGAUGAGCAUGGAACAUCAGAAAUUUGGAGGGAACAAUAGUGGCUGGAAAGAUACAAGUUUGGAAUCAGAAAAAAGUGUCUCAUCAUUUCUACACAAUUUGACUAUGGAUAAUAAUAGCAUCAAUGCUUUAAUAAGUCCGUCAGAAAAAGUUGGAACUACAUCUGCAUACUUCCCUUCAGACUUUCUUGAUGCAGUUGUUUGUGAAAGUGAUAAGUUACAUCAUGUAGAUAUCAACCAUAUAGGGGUGUUGAAUGUGCCCAGACCUUCAGAUGCAAACUCCCAAAAAGAUACUCAGAAGUCAAAGCUUCAGACUGAGCCUUGUUACAAGGAUACCUCGUACACGUUGAAGUUCCCUGCUGGCUAUGAGCUACAUGAAGCUCUUGGACCAGGUUUUCUGAAAGGGAGUAAAUAUUUUGAUUGGGCGGCACAGGCAAAUCAAGAUGUUAAAACUGUUGAGAUGUCAGACGAGAUUAGCUGUAGCCAAUUGACUUCUGAAUCUCGUCCGGAGCAUCUUUUGGAAGCCAUGCUGGCUAAUGUUUGCCAUAGUAAUGAUAAUGUUAACGAGUUAUCUUUUUCUACAUCAAUGCAGUCUGCAAUGGCAUCAAGAAGAAAUCCUGAAGCCUCUGUGCACACUAUUAAUUCAGAAGGCUAUUCAAUAGAUCAGACCUCUGAUGUCAGAGAGGAUAAACACCAUAGUUUGAGUUCAUCAGGGAUAUGUGGUGUGCUAUCCUCCAAAGGUUUUUCUUCUGCAUGUCCUAGUUCAUGUAGUGAACAGUUUGAGAGAUCUUCUGAACCAGCUAAGAACAGCAAGAAGAGGGCUAGGCCUGGGGAAAGUUGUAGGCCUAGACCAAGGGACAGACAAUUGAUCCAAGACCGUAUCAAGGAGUUGAGAGAACUGGUGCCAAAUGGAGCAAAGUGCAGCAUUGAUUCACUACUGGAGUGCACAAUAAAGCACAUGCUCUUUCUCCAGAGCAUAACUAAGCAUGCUGACAAGCUAAAUAAAUUUUCUGAUACAAAGACAAAGUUGCAGCACAUGGAAAAAGACAAUCUUGGUUCCUCUAGCUAUCAACAGGGUUCAAGUUGGGCAAUGGAGGUAGGAGGCCAUCUAAAAGUUCGUUCAAUACUAGUGGAGAAUCUUAGUAAGAACGGGCAGAUGCUUGUUGAGAUGUUGUGUGAGGAAUGCAGCCAUUUUCUUGAGAUAGCAGAAGCCAUAAGAAGCUUGGGUCUGACAAUUUUGAAUGGUACAACAGAAGAUCAUGGUGAGAAGACAUGUAUAUGUUUUGUGGUCGAGGGCCAAAACAACAGAAAUUUACACAGGUUGGAUAUCUUGUGGCCGCUUGUUCAAUUACUGCAAUCCAAGGGCACAAAGUUUUCAUAGUAAUUGUUUGAUUCUUGGAAACUUCUAAGCUUCUGCAUUGACUGCUGUAACUCGAUUUUUGAAAUGAUAUGCUCAAUUUGUUAUGUUUCCUCCCCUCCUCCCCGCUUGUCCCAACAAAGCAAAUAGUAGCUUGAAGAAAAGGAAACUACCCUUACAAUUGUUGGGACCUUUAUCUAUCAUAAGAGACUUUAUAGUGUGUCAAGACUUGCUUUUUUUUUUUUUUUUCUCGUGUUCAGGUUGAAAUGUUUCCGGGAUUGUCAUUUGUUUAAAUGCUUGAUAUCAAAAAUAACAUAAUACUUUGUUUUACUUGUUAUAUU